GGGGCCCGGAGCUCCGAGGAGGCCGACCGCGUCCCCGCCCGGCCCGGCCCGCGCCUAUGCGGCACUUGAAGGAUGGCGAAGAGGUCGCGCAGUGAGGAUGAGGAUGAUGACCUUCAGUAUGCCGAUCAUGAUUAUGAAGUACCACAACAGAAAGGAUUGAAAAAACUCUGGAAUAGAGUGAAGUGGACAAGAGAUGAGGAUGAUAAAUUAAAGAAGUUGGUUGAACAACAUGGAACUGAUGAUUGGACUCUAAUUGCUAGUCAUCUUCAGAAUCGUUCUGACUUUCAGUGCCAGCAUCGAUGGCAGAAGGUUUUAAACCCGGAAUUGAUAAAGGGUCCUUGGACUAAAGAAGAAGAUCAGAGGGUUAUUGAAUUGGUUCAGAAAUAUGGACCAAAAAGAUGGUCUUUAAUUGCAAAACAUUUAAAAGGAAGAAUAGGCAAGCAGUGUAGAGAACGAUGGCAUAAUCAUCUGAACCCUGAGGUAAAGAAAUCUUCCUGGACAGAAGAAGAAGACAGAAUCAUCUAUGAAGCACAUAAGCGGUUGGGAAAUCGUUGGGCCGAAAUUGCCAAACUACUUCCUGGAAGGACUGAUAAUUCUAUCAAAAAUCAUUGGAAUUCUACUAUGCGAAGAAAAGUGGAACAGGAAGGCUACCUGCAAGAUGGAAUAAAAUCAGAACGAUCUUCAUCAAAACUCCAACACAAACCUUGUGCGACUAUGGACCAUUUGCAAACCCAGAAUCAGUUUUACAUACCUGUUCAGAUCCCUGGUUAUCAGUAUGUACCACCUGAAAGCAAUUGUGUUGAACAUGUUCAGACUCCUUCUGCCUUUAUUCAGCAACCUUUUGUUGAUGAAGAUCCUGAUAAAGAAAAGAAAAUAAAGGAACUGGAGUUGCUUCUUAUGUCAGCAGAGAAUGAAGUUAGAAGAAAGCGACUUCCUUCUCAACCUGGAAACUUUUCUAGCUGGUCUGGUAGUUUCCUCAUGGAUGAUAGUAUGGCCAACACUCUAAAUAAUCUUGAGGAGCAUGCUACUGAGUUUUAUGGUAUGGAUGAAAACCAGGCAGUUUCUGCACAGCACAAUUCACCGACCAAGUUCUUGGCUGUAGAGGCAAAUGCCGUGCUGUCUUCUCUACAGACCAUCCCAGAAUUCGCAGAGACCCUGGAACUCAUUGAAUCUGAUCCCGUAGCAUGGAGUGAUGUUACCAGUUUUGAUCUUUCUGAUGCUGCUGCUUCUCCUGCCAAGUCCACCCCAGUUAAGCUAAUGCGAAUUCAGCACAAUGAAGGAGCCAUGGAAUGUCAAUUUAAUGUCAGUCUUGUACUUGAAGGGAAAAAGAACAGUUGUAAUGGUGGAAACAGUGAGACUGUUCCUUUACCAUCCCCAAGUGUGGUCAAGUUUAGCACUCCACCAACCAUCCUCAGAAAGAAGAGAAGAAUGCGAGUGAGUCAGUCCCUAGGCAAUGAACUUGGUGAUAGCUCAUUCAGCGAUGGUGGUAAUGCAGUACUAAAACACACACCAGUGAAAACACUACCAUUUUCUCCUUCACAGUUUUUUAACACAUGUCCUGAAAAUGAACAACUUAAUAUGGAAAAUCCUUCAUUUACAUCAACCCCUGUUUGUGGGCAAAAAGUUUUCAUUACCACCCCUCUUCAGAAGGAAACAACUCCUAAAGAUCAAAAGGAAAAUGUAGGGUUUAGAACACCUACUAUAAGAAGAUCUUUAUUGGGUACCACACCAAGAACUCCAACCCCUUUUAAGAAUGCACUUGCUGCUCAAGAGAAAAAAUAUGGACCUCUUAAAAUUGUGUCCCAGCCACUUGCCUUCUUAGAAGAAGAUAUUCGAGAAGUUUUAAAAGAAGAAACUGGAACAGAUAUAUUUCUCAAAGAGGAAGAUGAAUCUUCUUACAAAAGCUGCAAGCAAGAGCAGAGUACUUCUGUGAAGAAAGUCAGAAAGUCUCUCGUCUUAGAUAACUGGGAAAAGGAAGAACCAGACACUCAACUAUUGUCUGAAGACAUUUCAGAUAUACAGUCAGAAAAUGCAACAUCUUUAUUAAUGAUACCAUUAUUGGAAAUACAUGACAAUAGGUGCAACUUGACACUCGAAAAACAAGAUAUAAAUUCAGCUAACAAAACAUAUACACUUACUAAAAAGAAACAAAACCCUAACACUUCUAAAGUUGUUGAAUUGGAAAAGACUCUUCAGUCAAAUUGUGAGUGGGAAACAGUGGUUUAUGGGAAGACAGAAGAUCAACUUAUAAUGACUGAACAAGCAAGAAGAUAUCUGAGUACUUACACGGCUACCAGCAGCACUUCAAGAGCUCUAAUACUGUAAUUGUUAUUAAAAGUGAUGGAAUUCCCCACUCCCUUACUGUAUUUUAUACCAAAUUAAGUGCAGUGAAAUUUUUCUCAAUUAAUUCUUUUUAGAAUUUUAAAAUACAUCCCUAAAACAGUUUGCUUAUUUUUCUAUAUUGGGUAGGUGAAAAGCUAAUAGGUCACUUAAGUAAGGGGUAGGUAAUUUCAUUGUUCAUUUUUUUUUUAAGAUGAGAUUUUGGAAAAUCAUUUUAAAGAAUAAAAUAGGGAAGUAAGAAUGUUUACAUAUAUUCCAAAAGGAUAUUUUCUUCACAAGAUAUAUGUUGCUACCUUCUUGAGGCUGCAGUUUUGUUAUAGACAGAUGUGUGAGUACCCGUUAUCUAUGAAAUUAGUGCAUGUAUGGGGAGCACAUGUGGUUUUAUGAAGUACUUUUGCCCAUGUGCUGAGGCACUUAGGCUACCAUUAUUAAAAAAAACACAGUGGAAAGGAAUCUAAACGAAGAUUUUUUUUU
Messenger RNA from Perognathus longimembris pacificus (Pacific pocket mouse), 2814 nucleotides. It is a transcript of the gene Mybl1, whose product is annotated as MYB proto-oncogene like 1. Gene Ontology annotation, biological process: regulation of DNA-templated transcription. Gene Ontology annotation, cellular component: nucleus. The transcript is spliced from 16 exons. NCBI's taxonomy places the organism in Eukaryota, Metazoa, Chordata, Mammalia, Rodentia, Heteromyidae. The record is from RefSeq and is a predicted model, not a curated record. Bases 73 to 2325 code for a protein of 750 amino acids. Gene Ontology annotation, molecular function: RNA polymerase II cis-regulatory region sequence-specific DNA binding; DNA-binding transcription factor activity, RNA polymerase II-specific.